GCGGCCCGGGGAGAAGACGUAUACUCAGCGUUGCCGGUUGUUUGUUGGGAACUUGCCUGCUGAUAUAACAGACGAAGACUUUAAAAGACUGUUCGCCAAGUAUGGGGAGCCGGGAGAGGUUUUUAUCAACAAGGGGAAAGGCUUCGGAUUCAUUAAAUUGGAAUCUAGAGCUCUUGCAGAAAUUGCGAAGGCAGAACUGGAUGAUACCCCCAUGCGGGGCCGCCAGCUUCGUGUUCGGUUUGCCACACAUGCUGCUGCUCUUUCAGUGCGCAAUCUUUCACCCUAUGUGUCCAACGAGUUGCUGGAGGAAGCUUUUUCCCAGGUUGGGGCUGUGGAGAGAGCGGUGUUUUUAGAUGAUCGAGGUAGAUCAACAGGAAAAGGCAUUGUUGAAUUUGCGUCAAAGCCAGCUGCCAGAAAAGCCUUUGAACGGUGUACUGAAGGAGUGUUUUUGUUGACAACCACUCCUAGGCCAGUUAUUGUGGAACCGUUGGAACAACUGGAUGAUGAAGACGGUCUUCCAGAAAAGCUUGCUCAGAAGAAUCCAAUGUAUCAAAAACUUAACCUGAAUGAGCAUCUGGAAAGAGAGACUCCUCCCCGUUUUGCUCAGCCUGGCAGUUUUGAAUUUGAGUAUUCGCAGAGGUGGAAAUCUUUAGAUGAAAUGGAAAAACAGCAGAGAGACCAAGUGGCAAAAAACAUGAAGGAUGCCAAGGACAAACUUGAAAGUGAGAUGGAAGAUGCUUAUCACGAGCAUCAGGCAAACCUCUUGCGUCAAGACCUUAUGAGGCGUCAGGAAGAGCUGAGGCGUAUGGAAGAACUCCAUAAUCAAGAAAUGCAGAAACGCAAGGAAAUUCAGCUGAGGCAGGAGGAGGAGCGGCGCAGGCGGGAAGAGGAAAUGAUGAUACGUCAGCGGGAGAUGGAAGAACAAAUGAGAAGACAGAGGGAAGAGAAUUACAGUAGAAUGGGUUACAUGGAUCCAAGGGAGAGAGACAUGAGAAUGGGUGGUGCCACCACAAUGAACAUGGGAGAUCCUUAUGCUUCUGCAGCCCAGAAAUUUCCACCUCUCGGAGGUGGUGGCGGCAUAGGUUAUGAAGCUAAUCCAGGAGUUGGCCAAGCAGCCAUGAGUGGUUCUAUGAUGGGAAGUGACAUGGUGAAGAUGAAAGCUGAGUGAAACCGGAGUGCUCAUCCA
Eurypyga helias (sunbittern) is the source of this 1186-nucleotide messenger RNA. RefSeq names its product splicing factor proline/glutamine-rich (gene SFPQ). Gene Ontology annotation, biological process: regulation of DNA-templated transcription. Gene Ontology annotation, cellular component: nucleus. The record is from RefSeq and is a predicted model, not a curated record. Gene Ontology annotation, molecular function: RNA binding. NCBI's taxonomy places the organism in Eukaryota, Metazoa, Chordata, Aves, Eurypygiformes, Eurypygidae.